Molecule: messenger RNA, 144 nt
Organism: Racocetra fulgida
Lineage: Eukaryota; Fungi; Glomeromycota; Glomeromycetes; Diversisporales; Gigasporaceae
Source: the annotation of a GenBank genome assembly
AUGGCAGAAGUUGCUGCUGCUUUACGUUUAGAAUCUAUUGAUACUCCAACUCAACAAAUACCAAAAUCGAAACCAAUUCAAAACUCUUCUUUUACUUCAAAUUCUCCAAAUUCUCCAAAUUCUCCAUCACAAUUUCAUGUAAAG